Messenger RNA from Pleuronectes platessa (European plaice), 14937 nucleotides. RefSeq names its product mucin-5AC. Gene Ontology annotation, molecular function: protein binding. The transcript is spliced from 60 exons. Bases 1 to 14547 code for a protein of 4848 amino acids. Gene Ontology annotation, cellular component: extracellular matrix. NCBI's taxonomy places the organism in Eukaryota, Metazoa, Chordata, Actinopteri, Pleuronectiformes, Pleuronectidae. The record is from RefSeq and is a predicted model, not a curated record.
AUGGCUAUGACGAACAAGUGGUUGCUAUGGCUGACGCUGUCUGCCAUCGCCGCCGCUUGGCACAGCGAGGCAAAGUCUACGGUGAACGUGUUCUCUUCCAUGUCCCAGAUGUCUGGAAAAAUAAAAGGUGUGAGUCCCAUCCACAAUGGCCAGGUUUGCAGUACAUGGGGAAACUUCCACUUCAAGACCUUUGAUGGGGACGUGUUCCAGUUGCCCACCACCUGCAACUACGUCCUGACCUCAUCAUGCAGGAGCAGCUACAGCGACUUCAACAUCCAGAUAAGAAGAGAGGAGAUUGCCGGCUAUCCCGUCAUCAAGCACAUCAUGAUGAAGCUGGAAGGUUCAGUGGUGGAGCUCUCAAACGGUUCAGUGGUCGUUGAUGGGAAAGAAGCCAGUUUACCGUUCAGUCACUCAGGAGUGUUUAUUGAAAAAACACCUACCCACAUCAAAAUCAAAGCAAAUUUGGGAUUGUUUGCCACCUGGAAUGAGGAGGACUCUUUUCUGGUGGAGCUAGACGAGAAAUACAGGAACCAAACGUGUGGUCUCUGUGGAGACUUUAAUGGGAUCCAGCUAUACAACGAGUUCUACAGUCACGGUGUAAAAAUUUCCCCUGUGGAUUUUGCCAACUUCUGGAAAAUGGACGGUCCAACUGAGAGCUGCUCCGACUACACACAGGAACCAAUAAAGAGCUGCAAGGACAUGAAACCUCUGUGUGAGCAGAUCCUCACAGGGCCGGCCUUCAACAGCUGUCACAGUCUGCUGGACGUUGACGCCUUCACCUCUGCCUGCACCACUGACCUCUGCCAAUGCGGCAACGGCACAGAUGAACGCGCAGACCCUUUCUGCCUGUGUAACACCGUGUCAGAGUUCUCCAGACAGUGCGUCCAUGCUGGUGGCAAGCCCAACAACUGGAGGGCCAAAGAGCUCUGCUGGAAGUCAUGUCCUCUCAAUAUGGAGUACAAGGAGUGUGGCAGUCCCUGUGCUGAUACCUGCUCCAACCCAGAGGCCAGCCACACCUGUGACAACCACUGUGUCGAUGGAUGCUUCUGCCCUGCAGGAAUGGUGCUGGAUGACUUAAACAAAAAAGGUUGUGUUCAACUGAGCAAGUGCUCCUGCAGCUACAACAACAAGAUCUACGGACCUGGAGAGUCCUACUCCAGUAACUGCAAAAAAUGUGGUUGUGCGAGUGGUGAGUGGACGUGUAAGGAGGAGAACUGCCCAGGAACCUGCUCUGUGGAGGGCGGAGCUCACGUUAACACCUUUGAUGGAAAAGUCUACACCUUCCAUGGGGACUGCUCCUACACUCUGGCUAAGGACUGCAAUGGAACCCAGUUUGUGGUACAGGGAGAACUGGCACAGUGCGGACUGACUGACAGUGAAACCUGCCUCAAGUCUGUUACUCUAGGACUGUCCGGAGCGACAAAUGUGAUCACCAUCCAGCCCAGUGGCAAGGUCUUUAUGAACGGCAUCUACGCUCAGUUACCAUUUUCUGCUGUCGGGAUCUCGGCCUUCAGAGCAUCUUCUUUCUACCUGCUGAUCCAGACUUCUGUGGGCAUUCUACUGGAAGUGCAGCUCCAGCCAAUCAUGCAACUCUACAUCAGAGUGGGCAGUGACUACAGUGACAAGACCUGUGGUCUGUGUGGGAACUUCAACAAUAACCAAGCUGACGACUUCCUGAAGCUCAGUGGUGUUCCAGAAUCCACAGCAGCUGGAUUUGUCAACAGCUGGAAAACACAUGGCAGUUGUAAAGAUAUUAAGAGGAGCUUUGACAACCCCUGCAGUCUUAGUCUGGAAAAUGAGAAGUACGCUGUGCACUGGUGCUCCAUGCUGAGUGAUCCUCAGGGAGUGUUUUCCCCAUGCCACCAAGAAAUCAGUCCUGACUCUUACAAAGAGAACUGCAUGUAUGACAGCUGUAACUGUGAGAAAAGCGAGGAGUGCAUGUGUGCUGCAGUCUCUUCUUAUGUGCAUGCCUGUGCAUCUGCAGGGAUCCAGAUCAAUGGCUGGAGGAAGAUCAUCUGUGGGAAAUACGCCAUCUCCUGCCCGAGCAGCAUGGUCUACUCCUACAACAUAACGGCCAGCAGUCGCACCUGCCGCUGCCUCAGCACCACAGAUCUCAGCUGCCACAUCUCCUUCCCCCCCAUUGACGGCUGUAUCUGUGCAGAGGGAACCUACCUGGAUGACUCUGGGAAAUGUGUCCCAUCUAAGGCCUGUCCCUGUUACGACCAAGGCUCGGUGGUGUCUCCUGGAGAGGUGGUCAGCAAGGAUGGAGUCAUGUGCACCUGUAAGAAGGGCAAACUCAGCUGCAUUGGAGAAAUACAAUCAGGAAACUGUGCUCCUCCAAUGGUGUUCUUCAACUGCUCUGCUAAUGGUCCCGCUGCAAAAGGAACUGAGUGUGAGAUGAGCUGCAACACAUUAGACAUGGCCUGUAUGACCACAGGGUGUGUCUCUGGCUGCAUGUGUCCACCUGGGUUGGUAUCUGAUGGUAAAGGACGCUGCAUCAAGCCAGAGGCCUGUCUCUGUGAUCACAAUGGGAUCUCCUACCAGCCUGGAGAGACCACCAGGGUGGACUGCAACACCUGCACUUGUAAAGACAGAAAGUGGAUCUGUACAACCGAUCAGUGUGAUGGGACUUGCUCUGUGUAUGGUGCUGGACACUACAUGACCUUUGAUCAGAAGCGCUUCAUCUUUGAUGGCAACUGUGAAUACGUUCUCACUCAGGACUACUGUGGCAGCGCUCAGAGUAAUGGAACUUUCAGAGUGAUCACUGAGAAUGUUCCGUGUGGAACCACAGGAACCACCUGCUCUAAGACCAUCAAGAUCUUUCUGGAGAGUGCAGAACUGAUUCUAACAGAAGGAAACUACAGGUUGCUUUCAAGUGGAAAAGAAGAGGCCACUCCAUUCCGUUAUAGCACUAUGGGUAACUACCUCGUAAUUGAAGCCAACAAUGGACUCAUUCUCAUGUGGGACAGAAAAACCACCUUGUUCAUCAAGCUCAGCCCAAAAUAUAAGGGUCGGGUGUGUGGGCUUUGUGGCAGCUAUGACAACAAUGCAAAUAACGACUUCACUACAAGGUGCCAUGCAAUGGUUGUCAGCCCACUGGUGUUUGGCAACAGCUGGAAGGAUUUACCAAGCUGCCCCGAUGCUCCGAGCAUUAACAGCCCCUGCACAGACAACCCAUACAGACAGUCGUGGGCCAAGAAACAGUGCAGCAUCAUAGAGAGUGACGUCUUCUCCACCUGCCACUCUAUUGUGGAUCCUACACCAUACUAUGAAGCAUGUGUGUUCGACUCAUGUGCUUGUGACACUGGUGGAGACUGCGAGUGUUUCUGCACUGCUGUGGCUGCUUAUGCUGAAUCGUGUAAUCAAGCUGGUGUCUGUCUACGAUGGAGAACCCCUAAAAUCUGCCCUCUCUUCUGUGAUUACUACAAUCCCCCUGGUGAAUGUGAAUGGCACUACAUGCCUUGUGGAUCUCCUUGUAUGAAAACCUGCCGGAACCCUUCAGGCAGCUGCUCCACACAGAUACCUCCUCUUGAAGGUUGCUAUCCCAAGUGUCCCACUGCUCAGUCAUACUUUGAUGAGGAUACAAUGACAUGUGUCGUAAAGGAACAAUGUGGCUGCUAUGAUAAAGAGGGGAAACACUAUGAUAACGGUGACAAAGUUCCAACAACCAAAAACUGUUAUACAUGUACAUGCAGGUCAAUGACCAUCAAAUGUCGUUACGAUACUGAAGCCUGUAGUUGCACAUAUCAUGGAAACAAAUAUCCCUCUGGCAGAACAAUCUAUAACACAACAGAUGGACAUGGUAACUGCAUGACAGCAGUAUGUGGUACAAAUGGCACCAUUGACAAGGAGUCUUACCCAUGCCCAGUACCAGCCAUAACUACACAAUUGCCCACUGUGACUUCAACUACAACUAGCCAGUCGCCAACCACGUUUGUUUUUACAUCAACCACACCAGUUACAGUCACUUGUAAUCCUUGUGUAUGGUCGCCAUGGUAUGAUUCCAGCUUCCCCACACUGGGAACUCCAGGAGGAGACGACGAAACUUAUGAAAAGAUUAGACGGGCUGGAAACAAGAUAUGUGAUAAGCCAAGUCAAAUCGAAUGCAGAGCUGAAAAAUUUCCUAAUGUCACAAUUGACAAUGUGGGACAGAUUGUGGAAUGUAAUAUAGCUAAGGGGCUGAUGUGCAGAAAUGAAAACCAGUCUGGGCCAUUGGCCCUGUGCUUUAACUACCAAGUCAGAGUUCUGUGUUGUGAAUAUAGUGUAUGUCCAACAAAGCCUGCUCCACAUCCAACCUCAACCGCAAAUCCCACAACAAAACAUGUUACAGGAGCACCUUGUCAGGAAACAUGCUUCUGGUCAAAAUGGAUAAACUCGGACUAUCCUGAUCAUGGUCCUCAGGGUGGGGACAAUGAAACCAUCAAGCACAUCAUCCAGAAGGGCUACAACAUCUGUGAGAAUCCAGUGGCAGUGGAGUGUCGGGUAUUUCACUAUGAAUCAAUGCCCCUUGAGCAAUUAGGGCAAAAUGUAACUUGCAAUAACAAAGUAGGACUCCUGUGUAAGAACAGCUUACAGUAUCCCCCCAUAUGUUUAAAUUAUGAAAUAAAAGUAAAAUGUUGCAAGACAGUACAAUGCGACACAACGCUGAAUCCAACAAGUACUACUUUCCAAACCUUACAAACUCUAGCAUCAACUACCACAACUAAAAUGCCCCUAAAGACAACUAAAAAAACUACAACUCAUCCACCUAUAACUAAUACUUUAAGAACAACAUCUACAACCAAAACUGAAACCACAACAACCGAGAAACCUACAACCUCUACUACAUCCACCCCUACUACUACAACUGAAACCACAACUCAGCCAAAAACAACUACUACUACGACCACCACCCCUACAACUACAACUGAAACCACAACUCAGCCAAAAACAACUACUACUACGACCACCAACCCUACUACUACAACUGAAACAACAACUCAGCCAAAAACAAGACCAUGCCCUGGGGGACAUGAUAUGAAAUGUGUUUGGUCAAAGUGGAUCAAUCUUGGUGAGCCCACACCAGGCCCUAGUGGUGGGGAUGAUGAAUCCAUCCAGAAAGUAAUCUCUGCUGGUUAUCACAUUUGCUCAGCUCCAGAAGAAGUCCAGUGCAGAGCCAUUAUUUACCCACAUCUUGCCAUCUCCAAUGUGGGACAGGCUGUGACUUGCAAUAAGAAUGUGGGUCUUAUAUGCAACAACAAACAACAAGGACUUCAGCAAGAGUGUUUUGAUUAUGAGAUUAAAUUCAAAUGUUGUGAGUGUCCAACAUCUUCUACUGCCAAACCAAGUACUAUACCUGCUACUACUUCAACCACAACACCUACUACCACAACUGCGACAACAACUCACUCACCAACAACUACUACUACAACCACAACCCCUACUACCACCACUGAAACGACAACAACAACUCAGCCACCAACAACUACUUCAACCACCACAGAAACAACUACCACCACCCUGGCACCUACAUGUCCAACAUCUUCUACUGUCAAACCAAGUACUGUACCUGCUACUACUUCAACCACAACACCUACUACCACAACUGCGACAACAACUCACUCACCAACCACUACUACUACAACCACAACCCCUACUACCACCACUGAAACGACAACAACAACUCAGCCACCAACAACUACUUCAACCACCACAGAAACAACUACCACCACCCAGGCACCUACAUGUCCAACAUCUUCUACUGUCAAACCAAGUACUAUACCUGCUACUACUUCAACCACAACACCUACUACCACAACUGCGACAACAACUCACUCACCAACAACUACUACUACAACCACAACCCCUACUACCACUACUGAAACGACAACAACGACAACACAGCCACCAACAACUACUUCAACCACCACAGAAACAACUACCACCACCCCGGCACCUACAGCUGGACCAUGCCCUGGGGGACAUGAUAUGAAAUGUGUUUGGUCAAAGUGGAUCAAUCUUGGUGAGCCCACACCAGGCCCUAGUGGUGGGGAUGAUGAAUCCAUCCAGAAAGUAAUCUCUGCUGGUUAUCACAUUUGCUCAACUCCAGAAGAAGUCCAGUGCAGAGCCAUUAUUUACCCACAUCUUGCCAUCUCCAAUGUGGGACAGGCUGUGACUUGCAAUAAGAAUGUGGGUCUUAUAUGCACCAACAAACAACAAGGACUUCAGCAAGAGUGUUUUGAUUAUGAGAUUAAAUUCAAAUGUUGUGAGUGUCCAACAUCUUCUACUGUCAAACCAAGUACUAUACCUGCUACUACUUUAACGACAACACCUACUACCACAACUACGACAACAACUCACUCACCAACAACAACUACUUCAACCACUACAGCAUCUUCUACUGUCAAACCAAGUACUAUACCUGCUACUACUUCAACCACAACACCUACUACCACAACUGCGACAACAACUCACUCACCAACAAUUACUACUACAACCACAACCCCUACUACCACCACUGAAACGACAACAACAACUCAGCCACCAACAACUACUUCAACCACCACAGAAACAACUACCACCACCCAGGCACCUACAUGUCCAACAUCUUCUACUGUCAAACCAAGUACUGUACCUGCUACUACUUCAACCACAACACCUACUACCACAACUGCGACAACAACUCACUCACCAACCACUACUACUACAACCACAACCCCUACUACCACCACUGAAACGACAACAACAACUCAGCCACCAACAACUACUUCAACCACCACAGAAACAACUACCACCACCCAGGCACCUACAGCUGGACCAUGCCCUGGGGGACAUGAUAUGAAAUGUGUAUGGUCAAAGUGGAUCAAUCUUGGUGAGCCCACACCAGGCCCUAGUGGUGGGGAUGAUGAAUCCAUCCAGAAAGUAAUCUCUGCUGGUUAUCACAUUUGCUCAGCUCCAGAAGAAGUCCAGUGCAGAGCCAUUAUUUACCCACAUCUUGCCAUCUCCAAUGUGGGACAGGCUGUGACUUGCAAUAAGAAUGUGGGUCUUAUAUGCACCAACAAACAACAAGGACUUCAGCAAGAGUGUUUUGAUUAUGAGAUUAAAUUCAAAUGUUGUGAGUGUCCAACAUCUUCUACUGUCAAACCAAGUACUAUACCUGCUACUACUUCAACCACAACACCUACUACCACAACUGCGACAACAACUCACUCACCAACAACUACUACUACGACCACAACCCAUACUACCACUACUGAAACGACAACAACAACACAGCCACCAACAACUACUUCAACCACCACAGAAACAACUACCACCACCCUGGCACCUACAUGUCCAACAUCUUCUACUGUCAAACCAAGUACUAUACCUGCUACUACUUCAACCACAACACCUACUACCACAACUGCGACAACAACUCACUCACCAACAACUACUACUACAACCACAACCCCUACUACCACCACUGAAACGACAACAACAACUCAGCCACCAACAACUACUUCAACCACCACAGAAACAACUACCACCACCCAGGCACCUACAGCUGGACCAUGCCCUGGGGGACAUGAUAUGAAAUGUGUUUGGUCAAAGUGGAUCAAUCUUGGUGAGCCCACACCAGGCCCUAGUGGUGGGGAUGAUGAAUCCAUCCAGAAAGUAAUCUCUGCUGGUUAUCACAUUUGCUCAGCUCCAGAAGAAGUCCAGUGCAGAGCCAUUAUCUACCCACAUCUCGACAUCUCCAAUAUAGGACAGGCUGUGACUUGCAAUAAGAAUGUGGGUCUUAUAUGCAAUAACAAACAACAAGGACUUCAGCAAGAGUGUUUUGAUUAUGAGAUUAAAUUCAAAUGUUGUGAGUGUCCAACAUCUUCUACUGUCAAACCAAGUACUAUACCUGCUACUACUUCAACCACAACACCUACUACCACAACUGCGACAACAACUCACUCACCAACAAUUACUACUACAACCACAACCCCUACUACCACUACUGAAACGAAAACAACAACAACAACACAGCCACCAACAACUACUUCAACCACCACAGAAACAACUACCACCACCCCGUGUCCAACAUCUUCUACUGUCAAACCAAGUACUAUACCUGCUACUACUUCAACCACAACACCUACUACCACAACUGCGACAACAACUCACUCACCAACAACUACUACUACAACCACAACCCCUACUACCACUACUGAAACGACAACAACAACAACACAGCCACCAACAACUACUUCAACCACCACAGAAACAACUACCACCACCCCGGCACCUACAGCUGGACCAUGCCCUGGGGGACAUGAUAUGAAAUGUGUUUGGUCAAAGUGGAUCAAUCUUGGUGAGCCCACACCAGGCCCUAGUGGUGGGGAUGAUGAAUCCAUCCAGAAAGUAAUCUCUGCUGGUUAUCACAUUUGCUCAGCUCCAGAAGAAGUCCAGUGCAGAGCCAUUAUUUACCCACAUCUUGCCAUCUCUAAUGUGGGACAGGCUGUGACUUGCAAUAAGAAUGUGGGUCUUAUAUGCACCAACAAACAACAAGGACUUCAGCAAGAGUGUUUUGAUUAUGAGAUUAAAUUCAAAUGUUGUGAGUGUCCAACAUCUUCUACUGUCAAACCAAGUACUAUACCUGCUACUACUUUAACGACAACACCUACUACCACAACUGCGACAACAACUCACUCACCAACAACUACUACUACAACCACAACCCCUACUACCACUACUGAAACGACAACAACAACAACACAGCCACCAACAACUACUUCAACCACCACAGAAACAACUACCACCACCCCGGCACCUACAGCUGGACCAUGCCCUGGGGGACAUGAUAUGAAAUGUGUUUGGUCAAAGUGGAUCAAUCUUGGUGAGCCCACACCAGGCCCUAGUGGUGGGGAUGAUGAAUCCAUCCAGAAAGUAAUCUCUGCUGGUUAUCACAUUUGCUCAGCUCCAGAAGAAGUCCAGUGCAGAGCCAUUAUUUACCCACAUCUUGCCAUCUCCAAUGUGGGACAGGCUGUGACUUGCAAUAAGAAUGUGGGUCUUAUAUGCACCAACAAACAACAAGGACUUCAGCAAGAGUGUUUUGAUUAUGAGAUUAAAUUCAAAUGUUGUGAGUGUCCAACAUCUUCUACUGUCAAACCAAGUACUAUACCUGCUACUACUUUAACGACAACACCUACUACCACAACUACGACAACAACUCACUCACCAACAACAACUACUUCAACCACUACAGAAACAACUACCACCAUCCCGGCACCUACAACUGGACCAUGCCCUGGGGGACAUGAUAUGAAAUGUGGUUGGUCAAAGUGGAUCAAUCUUGGUGAGCCAACACCAGGCCCUAGUGGUGGGGAUGAUGAAUCCAUCCAGAAAGUAAUCUCUGCUGGUUAUCACAUUUGCUCAGCUCCAGAAGAAGUCCAGUGCAGAGCCAUUAUUUACCCACAUCUUGCCAUCUCCAAUGUGGGACAGGCUGUGACUUGCAAUAAGAAUGUGGGUCUUAUAUGCAACAACAAACAACAAGGACUUCAGCAAGAGUGUUUUGAUUAUGAGAUUAAAUUCAAAUGUUGUGAGUGUCCAACAUCUUCUACUGUCAAACCAAGUACUAUACCUGCUACUACUUCAACCACAACACCUACUACCACAACUGCGACAACAACUCACUCACCAACAACCACUACUACAACCACAACCCCUACUACCACCACUGAAACGACAACAACAACUCAGCCACCAACAACUACUUCAACCACCACAGAAACAACUACCACCAAACCAAGUACUAUACCUGCUACUACUUCAACCACAACACCUACUACCACAACUGCGACAACAACUCACUCACCAACAACCACUACUACAACCACAACCCCUACUACCACCACUGAAACGACAACAACAACUCAGCCACCAACAACUACUUCAACCACCACAGAAACAACUACCACCACCCAGGCACCUACAACCACAACACCUACUACCACAACUGCGACAACAACUCACUCACCAACAAUUACUACUACAACCACAACCCCUACUACCACUACUGAAACGACAACAACAACAACACAGCCACCAACAACUACUUCAACCACCACAGAAACAACUACCACCACCCCGGCACCUACAGCUGGACCAUGCCCUGGGGGACAUGAUAUGAAAUGUGUUUGGUCAAAGUGGAUCAAUCUUGGUGAGCCCACACCAGGCCCUAGUGGUGGGGAUGAUGAAUCCAUCCAGAAAGUAAUCUCUGCUGGUUAUCACAUUUGCUCAGCUCCAGAAGAAGUCCAGUGCAGAGCCAUUAUCUACCCACAUCUCGACAUCUCCAAUAUAGGACAGGCUGUGACUUGCAAUAAGAAUGUGGGUCUUAUAUGCAAUAACAAACAACAAGGACUUCAGCAAGAGUGUUUUGAUUAUGAGAUUAAAUUCAAAUGUUGUGAGUGUCCAACAUCUUCUACUGUCAAACCAAGUACUAUACCUGCUACUACUUCAACCACAACACCUACUACCACAACUGCGACAACAACUCACUCACCAACAAUUACUACUACAACCACAACCCCUACUACCACUACUGAAACGACAACAACAACAACACAGCCACCAACAACUACUUCAACCACCACAGAAACAACUACCACCACCCCGGCACCUACAUGUCCAACAUCUUCUACUGUCAAACCAAGUACUAUACCUGCUACUACUUCAACCACAACACCUACUACCACAACUGCGACAACAACUCACUCACCAACAACUACUACUACAACCACAACCCCUACUACCACCACUGAAACGACAACAACAACUCAGCCACCAACAACUACUUCAACCACCACAGAAACAACUACCACCACCCAGGCACCUACAGCUGGACCAUGCCCUGGGGGACAUGAUAUGAAAUGUGUUUGGUCAAAGUGGAUCAAUCUUGGUGAGCCCACACCAGGCCCUAGUGGUGGGGAUGAUGAAUCCAUCCAGAAAGUAAUCUCUGCUGGUUAUCACAUUUGCUCAGCUCCAGAAGAAGUCCAGUGCAGAGCCAUUAUCUACCCACAUCUCGACAUCUCCAAUAUAGGACAGGCUGUGACUUGCAAUAAGAAUGUGGGUCUUAUAUGCAAUAACAAACAACAAGGACUUCAGCAAGAGUGUUUUGAUUAUGAGAUUAAAUUCAAAUGUUGUGAGUGUCCAACAUCUUCUACUGUCAAACCAAGUACUAUACCUGCUACUACUUCAACCACAACACCUACUACCACAACUGCGACAACAACUCACUCACCAACAACUACUACUACAACCACAACCCCUACUACCACCACUGAAACGACAACAACAACUCAGCCACCAACAACUACUUCAACCACCACAGAAACAACUACCACCACCCAGGCACCUACAUGUCCAACAUCUUCUACUGUCAAACCAAGUACUAUACCUGCUACUACUUCAACCACAACACCUACUACCACAACUGCGACAACAACUCACUCACCAACAACUACUACUACAACCACAACCCCUACUACCACUACUGAAACGACAACAACAACAACACAGCCACCAACAACUACUUCAACCACCACAGAAACAACUACCACCACCCCGGCACCUACAGCUGGACCAUGCCCUGGGGGACAUGAUAUGAAAUGUGGUUGGUCAAAGUGGAUCAAUCUUGGUGAGCCCACACCAGGCCCUAGUGGUGGGGAUGAUGAAUCCAUCCAGAAAGUAAUCUCUGCUGGUUAUCACAUUUGCUCAGCUCCAGAAGAUGUCCAGUGCAGAGCCAUUAUUUACCCACAUCUUGCCAUCUCCAAUGUGGGACAGGCUGUGACUUGCAAUAAGAAUGUGGGUCUUAUAUGCAAUAACAAACAACAAGGACUUCAGCAAGAGUGUUUUGAUUAUGAGAUUAAAUUUAAAUGUUGUGAGUGUCCAACAUCUUCUACUGUCAAACCAAGUACUAUACCUGCUACUACUUCAACCACAACACCUACUACCACAACUCCACCAACAACUACUUCAACCACAACAGAAACAACUACCACCACCCAGGCACCUACAACAGGACCUACUUCACAAAUAUCUACCCCAAUUGCGUUGACAGGAAGAACUCAACCAGUUACACUACCAGUUACACUGCCAUUGAUUUGCCAUUGCUUUCAUAAUGGUAAAAAGUUCAGCAGUGGUUCCAUAGUUUACAAUGAGACGGACCAUGAUGGCUACUGUUACCUGGGGUACUGCGAUGAGAACUGUCAUGUAGUGCAGAAACAUUACAAGUGUGAUCCAUCACCGAAUUGCAAUGACGAAACUCCGCCAAGACAGAAUGGCGAAACUUGGAACGGCAAGAACUGUAGUGUGGGAAUAUGUAAUAAUGGCUCUGUGACCUAUCAACACAUACAAUGUCCAACUCCGGAGCCUCUAGUAUGUGCAAAUACCUUCCCUGCUAUCAAAGUGAAGGAUGAUGAUGAAUGUUGCCCCCACUACGAAUGCCAAUGUAUGUGCUAUGGUUGGGGAGACCCCCAUUAUGUCACCUUCGAUGGAACAUACUAUGCUUUUCAAGGCAACUGCUCCUACUGGCUGGUGAAAGAGAUCCUGCCUAAAUACAACUUCAGCGUUAUGAUCGAUAACGUCUACUGCGAUUCACUUGAUGGCUUGUCCUGUCCUCAAUCCAUCACUGUCUUCUACAAAAGCUUCAAGAUCUUUAUUACACAGAAAGAUAUUAAGGGCAUUUUCACAAACCAGAUAUCUGUGAAUGACAAGCCUGUAAGUCCUGCAUAUCAGAAUGAUGACUUCCGCGUAGCCACCACCGGUAUUGAUACGGUGCUCAUCAUCCCGAAAAUUCAUGCCAAGGUCACCUUCUCAGGCCUCAUAUUCAGCAUCUCCCUGCCCUACAGUGAAUUUGGUGGCAACACUCAAGGACAAUGUGGCACAUGUGACAACAACAGGACAGAUGACUGCAUGUUGCCCAGUGGGAAAAUCGAUCCUUCGUGUCCUCAUAUGGCGCACAAGUGGCACAGUAACAACAGUCACUGUGCACCUCCAGUUCAGCCCCUACCCACACCAACGCCAAUUACCUGUAAUACCACCAUCUGUGAGAUAAUCAAGAGCAGUGUGUUUGAAGCUUGCCACAAGAUCCUUGACUACAGGCCAUUUGUUGAGGGCUGUGAAUUUGAUGUUUGCCACAUGCACAUUCAUCACAUUGGUUGCAGUAGCUUAAAAGCCUACGCUGAAGCCUGUGCCGAUGCUGGACUAUGUAUCGACUGGAGGAGGGCCACGAAAGGACUCUGUGAAUAUAAAUGUCCAAGUCCCAAAGUGUAUAAGGCAUGCAGCCCUCUGAUAGAGCCUACCUGUGAUUCCUGGUACAACCAGAAAUUCAUAGAUACUGCCGAUGUGUUCAGUGCCAUGACAGACGUGAAGCUGGAGGGUUGUUACUGCUCAAAUGGCAGCAUACUCCUCUCUUCCAACUCUAAUGAAUGUGUGCCAGACUGUGAAAUUUGUCGGCUGCCAAAUAAAAAAUGGGUGAAGGCCAAUGCAACAUGGAUAGAAGGCUGUGAGGAGUGUAUAUGUGAGGAGGACACCAUGCAGGUCACCUGCCGAAAUGUGUCCUGUCCAACCCAGCCACCACUCACCUGUGACCAAGAAGGUCAGGUCAAGGUCAAGGUCACUGACACUACCGGCUGCUGUCAGAAGGAGAAAUGUGAGUGUGAUGUGAGGCUCUGCCCUGAUUCUGUGCCGUCAUGUCCUGCUGGUCACAUUCUCGAAACCGUUAAGGGAGUCUGCUGUGUCCAAUACUCCUGCAGGAUUAAACCUAAUGUGUGUGUUGUCAACAACCAAGAAUAUGAGGUUGGAGAACCAGUGCUCAUGAACCCAUGUGAUAACUGCACCUGUAGUGACCAGAUAGACCCCAGCAGCCGUCUGCACUUGAUAAAAUGUCAGCCUCUACCAUGUGACAAACACUGCCCUCUGGGUUAUGAGUACCAGAGCGUCCCUGGCCGGUGCUGUGGAAAGUGUGUCCAAACAGGCUGCAUUGUGACGCUGUCGAACAAUGAAACACACACCUUAAAGCCUGGAACCACUUGGAUCCCCGAUGAGAACCCCUGUGUGAAGUUUGAGUGUGUAAAGAUCGGUAAUCAGUUCAUCACCGUUGAGGCCAGGACUGUGUGUCCUUCCUACGAUCCCAAUGAAUGCAUACCGGGAACAGAGACCAUAGCUUCAGAUGGAUGCUGUCAUGUCUGUGUGAAGAAGGUUCGUCCAUGCAACGUGUCCACCACUGCUGUGCGGCUGGAGAGCAAGGGCUGUCAGUCCAAACACAUGGUGAAUGUCACAUCGUGCAGUGGAGCGUGUGGUACCUCCAGCUUCUACUCCACCAAAAUGAGAUCCUUGCAACACAUGUGUUCCUGCUGCCAGGAGUUGGCUACGUCUGAGAGGCAGGUCCAGCUCUUCUGCCGUGACAAAUCUGAGGUCACCUACACCUACAUCCACAUUGACACCUGUGGGUGCCUCCAGACAGACUGCUCUGUGCUAGGCCGCAGUGAAAUGAUGAACACUCCCUCCAGCACCAAGUCCCGUCGACGCAGGAGAUGAGGCAAAUAUGAGGACUCAGCCCCUUGUAGUGCUCAUGAAUACGUAGGAGCGUAAAUGAACAAUCAGCUUUAUCUGCAUACCUGAUUUAUCUAUUUAUGUUUUAUGCAUUAGCGUACUAAGCUUAUGUUUGACAAAAUUGUAAACGUACACAAUUUUCAUUAAUAAAGAUCAUACUGUAGCUGCAGGCUAAUCAAACCUGGUUUCUUACUGAAUGUACAGUGUGUGUGAGUCUGUACAUGUGAGUAUGUAACUAUUUAAAUGUCACUAUUAGUCAUGCAUUUCCUCUCAGGCUGUGUAACAACUAGCUGCCACAAAUUCAAUUGUAUCUCUGUUUACUGUGGAUUUCAUUACUGUUCUAAAUGAAAGUGAAUUAAACACACUAUAAUGGCA